GUAAAGAGAUAAACAAUCUUGUCUUCAGUAAGGCGACUUAUUUUAAAACAAAGCCGACCGGUCCGUUAUCUUUAUAGAUCAAGAUCUAAAUAGUUAAUUAUUGUUCUCUUCGUUUUUGACUAAGAUGUCCCAGUCAGCUGAAUCUUCCUCUUUCGGUGGAGCGCAAAGUAUGGAUACCUCUUCUCAAGCGGGUACGUGGGAAGCGCCCCCUGGUGACAGUACGAUCUACGCGUAUGUUGACAAGACUGGUGCAAAGGGGAUGAAGGAGGAGAAUACUGAGGCAGAUGGAGCCCAGACGUCGGAGAGUACGUCGUGGGCAGGGAAGUCGGAGGUGACAGCACUGUUUGAGGAAGGCGUGACCGUGUGUGGCAUACAUCCACGACUGAAGCUCAACGAAAUGCAGAAAAAACCAGUGGAGUUUGAGUUUGUCAAGAUGGAGGGGAUCCCCCACCUACGUCAGUACUUUAUGCGCUGUGAGGUGGAGGGCGAGGAGUUCGUGGGUGCGGGCCGCAGCAAGAAGCUGGCCGCAGCUGACGCAGCCGAAGCUGCCCUGCUCAAGAUCUACAAGAUUCGCUACGACCCAA
Molecule: messenger RNA, 584 nt
Organism: Aplysia californica (California sea hare)
Lineage: Eukaryota; Metazoa; Mollusca; Gastropoda; Aplysiida; Aplysiidae
Product: double-stranded RNA-binding protein Staufen homolog 2
Source: RefSeq, a predicted model, not a curated record